AUGGCCGACCAGCAUCAAACCCUCCGACUUGGCAGCAUCGCCCCUGAUUUUGAGGCAGAGACCACCCAGGGCAAAAUCAAGUUCCACGAGUGGUUAGGCGACUCUUGGGGCGUCCUUUUCUCCCACCCAGGAGAUUUUACUCCUGUCUGCACAACUGAGCUCGGUGAAGUCGCUCGCCGUGCCCCCGACUUUGCCAAGCGCAACGUCAAGGUUAUCGGUAUCUCCGCGAACGGUCUCGAGGAGCACAACCAAUGGAUUAAAGACAUCGAAGAGUAUGGUGGAAAAACAACCGGUCCUACCUACGUCGAUUACCCCAUCAUUGCUGAUGAUGAUCGCAAAAUCUCCUACUUGUACGACAUGCUGGAUUACCAAGAUGUUACCAACAGGGAUGCAAAGGGACUGCCAUUCACUAUUCGUACGGUUUUCAUCAUCGACCCUAAAAAGGUCAUCCGCCUGACCAUCUCUUAUCCUGCUGUUGCCGGACGAAACUUUGACGAAAUCAUACGUGUCAUCGAUGCCAUCCAGCUGGGCGAUAAAUACCGUAUCGCCACACCGGUUAACUGGAACAAGGGUGAAGAUGUUAUCGUCCACGCUAGUGUUAACAAUGAGGAGGCGAAAACCUUGUUCCCUCAGCACAAGGUCCACUAUCCUUACCUCCGGACGACGCCUUUGAAAGUGGAUUAA
This is a messenger RNA of Guyanagaster necrorhizus, 684 nucleotides long. Its product is annotated as thioredoxin-like protein. The record is from RefSeq and is a predicted model, not a curated record. Gene Ontology annotation, biological process: cellular response to stress; response to oxidative stress; hydrogen peroxide catabolic process. Lineage: Eukaryota; Fungi; Basidiomycota; Agaricomycetes; Agaricales; Physalacriaceae. Gene Ontology annotation, cellular component: cytosol. The coding region runs from base 1 to 684 and encodes 227 amino acids. The transcript is spliced from 6 exons. Gene Ontology annotation, molecular function: thioredoxin peroxidase activity.